AUGGACGAAGAUGACUGCUCCGUUAUACCUCCAGAAGGCCUGCGAAUGGCCAUGGUGGCUGUGGCAGGUACCUUCAUUGCCGUGGUAUCCCUGAUCUUUAAUGCCUUCUUGUUUGUGUUAUUGAUAUCGAAUCCACAAUACAGACGAACACAUCUGCUAUAUCUUGCAUUUCUGGCACUAAUUGACACCUUCUUAUCAGGUACGGGAUCAGAUUUGUGUUUACUCGGAACUACAUUCAUUAUAUUAUGUUAGGUUGUGUUUGUUGAGAUUAUAUUUUUAUUACACCAUUCUAUUUAUAUACUAGGGUAUAUAUUAACGUAUGUUUAGAGACAAAAGAAUAACAUAUAAGAUGUUCUUUUACAGAACAAAGUAAUAUUUUACAUUAAGAAGUCUUUUGGUAUACAUGUUAACAACAAAAUGCAUUAAAACACACGUAAUAACCAUGGUAUUCCACCUUUUCAGCGUCGUACAUCUUGAUCUUUCCGGUCAAUUUGUUCAUGGACUACUUUGAGAGCGACUUCUUGGCUUGGGCAUGGUUCAAUUAUGUCAAGCCUAUGCUAGCCAUUUGUCAUGUAGCCAUCACGAGUUCAGCGCUGCUACUGACGUCAGCGACCUUCGAGCGAUAUCUUACCAUUUCUAAGAUACGAAGUCAGUUCUCGACCACUUUUCGACUGAUUAUCGUUAUGAUUACUGUACUUUUUGCUGUCGCUGCUAAAGCGCCAAUGUACUUUGAGCUAAUAGUAAGUGUCAUAUUGCUUUUUGUAUUUUAGAACUGUACUUUUGAUUACUUUACUUAUAUAAACCAUGAUGACAAUGUUUACAUAUAUAUAUAUAUAUGUAAUCAUGAUGACUAUGUAAAUGUAUAGAUAUGUACAAUAUGCUAACUAUAACAUAACUUAAAAUAGGUUGUUGAAAACACAAACUGUACUGGUGUUACUGGCUACUCAGCGUACAUGGCCGAGUGGAGCUAUGAAGAACCGUACCAGACUGUGUACAAGUUUUGGUUCAGGAACAUUAUCGGAACGUUCCUACCGUUCUUUCUUUCUCUACAUUUUAAUUUAAGCAUCGUGGCACGGCUGAGACAACAACAUACUGGAGCACGUUUAUUCAGAUUUGCUACAUCUGAACAUAGAGUAAGAAGAAGUUGUUUUACCUAUCAUACUUUACCUUGCUUCUAUCGUCUACAAUUUAUUUUAAAUUUAAAUCUGGGUUAUGUUGUUUUAAAUUUUGAAGUUUUUAAUAAUAAGUUUUGUUCAGAGGAAUAUACGAGCAGCUACUCGUAUGUUGGUGCUGAUUACCAGUACUUACAUUGUAUGCAACUCACUAUCAGUUGUCAUAGCUGCUUGGGAGUUUAUUGACAAAGUAAGUUAACAUGUUUUUGUAUUUUAUGUAGUAGUCCUUUUUAUUCUUUUUAUCUACUUUUAUAUCUUAAAUUACUGCUUAAUGCUUUUUCACUUUUGUAGGAAUCGCUGUAUACCAGUCAACUACGACCCUUCUAUACAUACGCAACAGACCUGGUGUCUAUAUUGACUGUUGUCGCUUGCUCAAUUCGACUACCAAUCUACUACUUUUGCAAUGUAAGUAAUCGGCAAAGUAGUUGGGUAGGGAAUGAAUGGGUAGUGGUAAGCUAAAGUAGAGUUAGAAAAGGCAAAGGCAGGCUUGGGUAAGGCUUGAAUCAGAAAGGGUAGGCUUGGGCAGGGCUAGGAUUGGGUGGGGCUAGAAGAAGUUUAUUUUUGAAUUUACAUCGGGGGUGAUCUAUUCAGUAAGCAGAUCCAUUCUUAGAGUGUCCCAUUUUCGGAAGAGGUUUAGAGAAAAGGCUAACAUUAAAGGAGCUGCUCAGGUUUUUUGCGAAAAAAAUGAACGUCGAAUUUUUGCGACAGAAUGCCAAUGAUAUUUGAAUGGGCGAACUGGUCCUUUAACAUGGUUAAAACUUUUUUGCAAAUUGCAAAUGCUUGUGUGUUGCAACUGUUUUUAAACAGUUUUAACUUAUGAACGGGUGACAAAGCCUAAAGUUUAGUAAUCAGCAAGUUUUAUCUGAUAAACUAAAUUUUUAAUGUGUUUCAAGUGCUCAAGUGCAGGAUUAUUCCACGAAACGUGAUAAUGUAAAGAUUUACGUUCCUGUGAAGUAUAUGUUUUCAGAGAAGACUUCGGCGUGAAGUCAACGACAGACUCCUCAGAUUCUGUGGCUGUGAACCCGAGAAAGUUGAAGGAGGAUUCUCGAGGAAGAGCCGGCUCACAACUAUAAGGUAAAAUAACAUUUAAAAAAAUAGUAUCAUACAUUGUUUACCAGACAAAUUUCUGUCAAAAAAAUAUUUGCAUAACAACAAGGAUUACAUUCAACUAUCUUUCAGACACUUUACUCUAGUUAUUAUUAAGUAUAUUUCAGACACUCUAAUUAUCAUAAGUCCAAAUUUUACAAACUUAAAAUUAAAAAAAGUACUUUUUAAUGUAAACAUAGAGCCUAUAGUAAAAUUGAAAUUACUACCUCUAUUUAACUUAUACAGACAAACCUAACUCACAUUAUUUUAGGUACUUGAAUACGGGCGACGGAUUUGUGUUGAGUAACAAUGGCAGUAGAAGACAUGAACCCAAAUGUAUCGUGGGAACGGGCUUCGAUCGUGUCGUGCUUCAAGUCGCGAUGCAAGAUUGGAGCCGCGGAAUGUGUCGUGGUGCUCAUCUUUGA
Messenger RNA from Bursaphelenchus okinawaensis, 2683 nucleotides. Lineage: Eukaryota; Metazoa; Nematoda; Chromadorea; Rhabditida; Aphelenchoididae. The record is from the annotation of a GenBank genome assembly.